This is a messenger RNA of Hypoxylon fragiforme, 2573 nucleotides long. RefSeq names its product glycoside hydrolase family 3 protein. The transcript has 2 exons. Gene Ontology annotation, molecular function: alpha-L-arabinofuranosidase activity; xylan 1,4-beta-xylosidase activity. The record is from RefSeq and is a predicted model, not a curated record. The coding region runs from base 1 to 2349 and encodes 782 amino acids. Lineage: Eukaryota; Fungi; Ascomycota; Sordariomycetes; Xylariales; Hypoxylaceae. Gene Ontology annotation, cellular component: plant-type cell wall. Gene Ontology annotation, biological process: arabinan catabolic process; xylan catabolic process.
AUGAAGGGCCUCACGAGAUCAGCAGUAACAUGCCUCUCGCUCCUGUGCGGGCAGGCGAUGGCGCGGAUGGCCUUUCCCGACUGUGUUAACGGCCCGGAGGUUUUGACGACGAAUCUUGUGUGCGAUACAUCUGCUAGUCCAGCGGAUAGGGCAGCUGCGCUUAUAAGUGCUUGGAACAUUACUGAGAAACUUGGGAAUUUGGUCGACAAGAGCCUCGGCGCCCCCCGUCUCGGCCUAGGCGCCUACGACUGGUGGAACGAAGCCCUCCACGGCGUCGGCUUCUCCGUCGGCGUCGCCUUCUCCCCCUCCGGCGAGUUCUCCCACGCCACCUCCUUCGCGAGCCCAAUACUUCUCUCCGCCGCCUUCGACGACACCCUCGUCCACGCCGUCGCAGACACCAUCAGCACCGAGGCGCGCGCGUACGGCAACGCCGGCAACGCGGGGCUCGACUACUGGACGCCGAACAUCAACCCGUACAAAGACCCGCGCUGGGGGCGCGGGUCCGAGACGCCCGGCGAGGACCCGUUCCGCAUCAAGGGGUACGUGAGGGCGCUGAUCGACGGGCUGCAGGGGAAGGAGGGGGUGGCGAAGGUGAUCGCGACGUGCAAGCACUACGCGGCGUACGACCUCGAGGACUGGGGCGGCGUGAGGCGCUACGAGUUCGACGCCAUGGUCGGCAUGCAGGACCUGGUGGAGUACUACCUCCCCCCCUUCCAGCAGUGCGCGCGCGACUCCAAGGUCAAGUCGAUCAUGUGCUCGUACAACGCCGUCAACGGCACGCCGGCGUGCGCGUCGACGUAUCUGAUGGGGACCGUGCUGCGAGACUUCUGGGGGUGGAGCGACGAGAACCAGUACGUCACCAGCGACUGCAACGCGAUUCUCAACUUCCACGAGGACCACAACUACACCGCCACCGCGGCGCAGUCGGCGGCGGUGUCUUUGAGGGCCGGCACGGACAGCAUCUGCGAGGUCGGCAGCAACACCGACGUUAUCGGCGCGUGGGAUCAAGCGUUGGUCGAAGAGGAAGUCAUCGACCAGGCGCUGCGCCGCAUGUACGAGGGCCUCAUCCGCGCAGGCUACUUCGACCCCGCGGACUCGAUCCCCUACAGGUCGCUCUCCUGGAAAGACGUGAACACACCCGCAGCGCAAGCGCUAGCCGUGAGAUCGGCGGCCGAGGGGAUCGUGCUCAAGAAGAACGACGGGCUCCUGCCUCUGAAGGUGGACAAUGCGACAUCGACAUUGAUCGCGCUGAUCGGCUUCUGGGCCGACGGCUCGAACUACGCCAUGCUCGGCGGGUACGCCGGGAUCCCGCCGUACCUCCAAGGUCCGCUGCAGGCGGCGCGGAAACUCGGGUUUAAGACUGUGAAUGCGACGGGGCCCGUGGGACAGGAUGCGGCGGCGGCGGACACCUGGACAGAGGCGGCGCUGGAGGCUGCGAAUAACUCCGACGUUAUCAUUUAUUUUGGCGGAAACGACAUGAGCAUCGAGGCCGAAGAGCGCGACAGAGUCUCGAUUGCGUGGCCCGGCGCGCAGCUGGUGCUGAUCAAGAAGCUGAGCGCGCUGGGCAAGCCGUUCGUUGUGGUGGAGCUGGGGGAUCAGAACGAUGAUACGCCGCUGUUAACGGACGAUAAUGUAUCUGCUAUCCUAUGGGCGGGAUUCCCUGGCCAGGAUGGGGGCACCGCUGUCUUUGAUAUAUUGACUGGCACGACCGCGCCCGCUGGCCGCCUCCCUACUACGGUGUAUCCUGCCGAGUACGUAGACCAAGUGCCGAUGACGGACAUGAGUCUGCGACCGAGCGAGAGCAACCCCGGGAGGACGUACAAGUGGUACGACAAGGGCGUGCAGCCGUUCGGGUUCGGCCUCCACUACACCACGUUCAAGUCCUCGUUCACGUCUAAUGCGUUUGGGGGCGUGGUAUAUCCCAUCGAGCAGCUGUUCAUCACCUGCAUCGAAAAGUACCUCGACCUCUGCCCCUUUGAGCGAGUCGAGAUAUCAGUGAAGAACACGGGCAACCUCACUUCGGACUUUGUCGCGCUGGCCUUCUUCUCCGGCGAAUACGGGCCGACGCCUCGUCCGCUCAAGGAGCUGGCUGCGUACACCCGCGUAAAGGGGGUGGAGCCAGGAGAGGAAAAGAAGACGUGGUUGAGCUUGAAGGUGGGUGACUUGGCCCGGGUAGAUGAGAACGGGAACACUGUGCUGUACCCGGGAACGUACAACCUGUCGCUCGACGUGCCUACACAGGAAACGAUUAGUUUUCAGUUGAUUGGGGAUGCCAAGGUGCUGAUAGAGUUCCCACAGCCCCCGGCAGACUUGGGAGAAGGGAAUGGACACGAGGAGUUGUCAGGCUGAUGAGUAUUGGUGAUUGGAUUUCGGAAAUGUAUUUCAAAGCAGGGAAGUAAACUACCUUAGAAUAGCUUCUCACUCAAUAUGUAUCUAUCCAUGCUCAGAUGACGAUGAUCACGGGUUUAGGGGUUUAUGAUCUUUUUUUUGCUUCCUUGAAAUUAGUAGUAACUGCAAUAGUGUGUGUCAUGCACGGCUCCGGACAUAAAGUAUGGUCUCGGCGGAGACGUGCG